Messenger RNA from Podarcis lilfordi (Lilford's wall lizard), 6939 nucleotides. Lineage: Eukaryota; Metazoa; Chordata; Lepidosauria; Squamata; Lacertidae. The record is from the annotation of a GenBank genome assembly.
AUGAUGGACCUGAAGGUGGACGAAGAGGAGGUGGAGAACGGGCAGCCGGUGAGCAUCGAGGCGUUCGCCAGCAAUUCCACGCUGCACGGCCUUUCGCACAUCUUCUCGUACGAGCGCUUCUUCGCCAAGCGCGUCUUCUGGACCCUUUGCUUCCUGGGCUCCUUGGCCAUGCUGGUCUUCGAGUGCAACGAAAGGAUCCAGUACUACUUCCUCUACCCGCACGUCACCAAGCUGGACGAAGUGGCCACUUCCCACAUGACCUUCCCGGCCGUCACCUUCUGCAACCUCAACGAGUUCCGCUUCAGCCGGGUGACCAAGAAUGACCUGUACCACGCUGGUGAGCUGCUGGCCCUCCUCAAUAGUCGGUAGGUCCCAGUGCGGCGGUUGGGCGAUGGCGCAGGGCUCCGUGCCCGCUGAGCGGGGUACCCAAGCGCACAUCGCUGCAGGUUGGCGUUCAACAGUUAGGGCACCUGUGGCCCUCGCACGGUGUGCACCCGAUGUGUAGGGGUGUGUGUGUGUGUUGGGGGACUUUGUGCACCAAAGUGUGUUCUAUGGACACGGUUCCCGGACUGGUGCAUAAAUGGGGAGUUGCCUGUAAUCGGAAUUUGCUAGCUUGACACCUUUUAAGAUGUGCAUUUUUGUAUGCCCGGCCACUUGCAUGGGCUACACCGCAGGCCCAGAAACACCCUACGUCAGGCUAGAUCCAGUGGCAUGCGCUGGACAUGCUGCACAUGUGGCUCCUUGCAAGUGCUGCACAUGCGGGUGAAACACCCCUGGCAACGUGGCACCAGGCACCCCUUUUUUCAGUCAUGUUCCUUUAAGACUCUUCAAAACUGAUUUAUUCCCCUACUGUGGAUACAGCUGUGAGCACUGCUUGCACUUCUGAUUGCUUCCUUCCAUCAAUGCAGCUUUUCACGCUUUUGUGUCUGAAGCCUCAUCACACACACACACACACACACACACUUCCCGGUACUUAACAGAGCCGGUCCCUAUGGGAACAGGGUAACGUUUACGACCAAUUGGACAGGCCCUGAAGAAGGCCCCACCCUGGCAUUCUUACCAGGCACGAUCCCUUACAAUUCUCUGCAGGUGUGUUCAAGGAGAUCCAGGGAUAAGGCCAUUAAAACUCACACCUGUGUGUGGCUCUUGCGAGAGGGCAAGAGACCCUUUGGGUUUUCUGGAAGGCUGGCUGGCACAGGAGUUAUGCAGCAGGAGUUUCUUUGCCUUGUCUCUGUAGCAGAGCUGUGCUGCAGCCGCUCUCUGCUUGUUUUAGUGACUGCUCUUAAGUGCUCCGGAGCACGAACCCUAAGGAAGAACCCCCAUGUGGAUUUCACCGCAUCUCAUCCAGGCACCUUUCUGCCCUCUGCUGGAGAGAAUCGCAACUCCUUGGCAGUGCACCGUGGUCCAAUUCUAUUCCCAACUGCCGAGGGAGGGAGGAAAGUCUUGUUGCUAAGUUUGCAUGGGUUUCUAAGUCAGGAUGGCCCAGAAUUCAGCUCGCUCAAAUGCUCUCACAUCCCUCUGACUCAACGGGGAUGUUGUAAAUCCAUUCUGUUUGGCAGAAUCUUGUCCUACCUGGUGCCUGAUUUUUUGAUUUGUUGUUGACCAGAAUCUUGGGCUGUAUAAAAAGGCAGUGUUGUGCAGAAUGGUCCAUUUUGAAUGGGGCUUCCUUUUUUUUAAAGCCUGCUCCUUAUUUCAAAGGCCACUGUGCCAUAACAUCUGGGCAGAUGGCCUCUUGUUUCAGAGCAUAAGAAACAUAUGAAGAUCCCAGCUGGAUUGGACAAGAAGUCCUAGUCCAGAGUUCCUUUUCCAUCCAUGGCCAGCCAGAAGCUUCUGGGAAACUUACAAGGCAGCAGCCCAUCCCUGGUAUCAAUGUCCCAAAAUUUUGGUAUUAAUGAAGUGACAUAACUGCAGCUGAACAUGGAGGGUCUGUUUAGCCGCCAGAGCUAAUAGCUGUGAUAGACAUCUCCUCUGUGCAUUUGUCUAAUAACUCUUCUCUUUCCUCACCCCGAGCUGUCUAAGCUAUUUGCUGUUUCUACACCUUGUGCCAGCACAACCCAUAAGUUAAAGUGGAGCAUUUUGUAGGCAACAGCUGCCCAGGGUCAGGCCGAUGGUCUGAUCCAUUCUACUUCCAGCAGUGGCCAAAUCAAAAUGGACCAGCAAGCUAAAAGAAUGCUGUUCCUCCUGGCUUGUCUCUCUAGAUGUUCAUGGUCUCUGGAACAGAAGUCCACAGUUUUUGACUGGGCUUGGCAGCUGUUGUCUCAAGUAGUGGGGCUCAGCUUUCUAGCUUCCUGGUCUAUGAAAGUAACAUAAGCAAUGCCCUUCUUUUUGUGAUCAUCUCUUGGCAAGGGGGUUUUAGCAAGGAAGAAGCAGCAGGCUGUGUGUGCACAUGUUUGAAGCAAUGGUUCUCUAAUGCAGUUCUCUAUGUGCAAAAUGUGCCAUCUGGUGAUGAAUCUGGAUUUCUGAGAAUUGUAGUAAAGUGAUAUUGUGGGUGGGGGUGGAGCCACAUCUCUCCAUCCAGCCUUAAUGAUCGUGAGGUCUCAUGAAAAGCCGGCAGUGUGAAGUCCCAAGGCCUGUGAUAAUUGCUGGUCUCGCUCUGCCUACUCCCGUGGGUUCCAGUUAUAUUCCUUCAGCCAUGCAACUUGCCUGCUGCAUCUUUCUCCCAAUGCACAGUUCCAUGCAAAAAUAUUUCAAAUUACGAUCCAAUGUGUGAUGCAGAACACUGCACACAAUUAAUCACAUUUAUGCAAAGUAAGCAAAAUGUACACAUGCCUUGUCAAAUUUGCUUGAUUUGAGAUUUUGUGUUGGAGAACUGGGUUUAUCUUAUUUUGCGUAACAUCUGAGUAGUUUUGUGGCUGGCCCUAGCCAUCUCUGAAAGUGGUAUCUUUUAUUUCUAUCAGGCGCUGCGGGACAGAUUCUGAUUCCCUGGUCCUUGAACCACUAGGGCCACUGGUAGGAGGAGGAGCUUAUUGCAGGCAGCUUGAGACUCUGUCAUCAUAACCUAGAAACCUCCUGGUCCUUGGAAUUGAGUCAGCCAGUCAGCCAGCCCUGUACUGCUGGCUGUUAAAAACUUCCGAGAUCAGCUGCGCUCUCUGAAUAAAUGGACAACUCGUUCUAGGUAACGGUGGGAUGGAUUUGAAGGUGCAAAAGGCUAGGACCCCACUGAGCAGAAGGAGCAUCAGGGUUCCCCAGUGCAGCAGGACUGACUUGCCAGAGUUUGCAAUAAGUUUAGUACCAUCCAAAACGGGGGUUGCCAACCUUUUGGAGCCCUCAGGCACCUUUGCAAACUGGAGAACUGUUGUGGGCAGCACACACACACACACACACACACAACAACAACAACAACCAAGCACAGCCUGCACUCUGCAAUAUUGCCUACAAUGGAAUAUUUCUUUCAAGUCUAAUUUCCUUUCCCCCCCUUUUUUAUUUAUUUUUUAAAAAUUUUAUUGAUACAGCAAGAAAAAAGAAAAAACACAAAUACCAAAUUACACACAGGAAUAACCAUAGACACAUAAUUUUCUUAACAAACAAUAAAACAUAUAUUGGUCUUGACACUAAAGACCCAACCUCCCGUCUAUUCCAUAUUUUGAUUUCAUAUUACUUAUUGCCAAUACACACUUUUAUCAUAAUUAAACUUUUUCUUAAUAUAUCUAAUUUCAACGGGAGGAGGGCAGGAGGCCUUGUGGGCACCAGGGAAGGCCUCUGUGGACACAUGUACAAUCACAGGGCGCAUGUUGGCAACCUGUGGCCUAAAGAGAGGCCAUCCCAUAAGAUCCUUUUUUGUCCAGGAUCUAAAGUUUCCCAGUUGCCCCACUGCCUCCAGGCUAUUCCUCUGUGCCUGUCUGCUCCAGGAACUUCCCAGUCUUCUGGCAUAUCAUUUAUUUUUAUUGACUACUGUUUUAUUAUUUGUUAAAUUUAUGUACCGCCCUUCUUCAAGAGAUCUUGGGGCAGUUCACAGAAUAAGACACAAGAUGAAACACAGUAAAUAAUUAAACCCAAACAACAAAACAAUAACCCCCUCCCCUUUCCACAGCUGCAUUUAAAAGGCUGUGCAAUAUUGAUCAGCCAAAGGCCUGGUUGAAGAAGAAUGUUUUAUUUUUUAAAAGAUGUAUUUAAGUUUUGAAACACAACAACACACAAGGGAAGUGGAGAGCAACAACUGUGUGGAGCACAUUAUUGCCGUUGGAAUAAAAUAAACAGAAGGUUACCUGUACUUUUGCAGACAUGUUAAUAAAACAGAUUCUGCAAAGGGACAUUUUGGAUGUAAGAGCCAGAUAUCAAUAAAGUAGCUUUGACAUAUCAUUAAUUUUUUUAAAAAACCAACCCAAAACAUUCACCGCUUUCCACAAAGAAAGAAAGAAAUGACUUUUACACACGGGUUAGCAACAAGAAAAAUAGCAACCACCACAUUCCAGGGACAAGCCAUGCUUAGUGGGCUUGAACAUCUGAGAUGUUGGCACAGUCCUGAGUCUGGCUCUUCCAGGGAUUGUGUGAGAAUAACAAUAGAAGCCAAAUUAUGUGUCAUCAUUCACAUAGGCUCCUUAAAGGUAAAGGGACCCCUGACCCUUAGGUCCAGUCGUGACCGACUCUGGGGUUGCGGCGCUCAUCUUGUUUUAUCGGCCGAGGGAGCCGGUGUACAGCUUCCAGGUCAUGUGGCCAGCAUGACUAAGCCGCUUCUGGCGAACCAGAGCAGCGCACGGAAACGCCAUUUACCUUCUGCCAGAGCGGUACCUAUUUAUCUACUUGCACUUUGGCGUGCUUUCGAACUGCUAGGUUGGCAGGAGCAGGGACCGAGCAACGGGAGCUCACCCCAUCACGGGGAUUCGAACUGCCGACCUUCUGAUCGGCAAGUCCUAGGCUCUGUGGUUUCACCCACAGCGCCACCAUAUAGGCUCCUUAGGCCAAUCCAUAUGCUACAUUUGCAGAUGUCACUGGCCCCACCCACUACUGAAUUCCUCCAUUACGUGCCCUACUGACAUCGUAGUUGUCCAUAAGGAAGCGGCUCAUCCCAUACCACAAAGGGGAUGCUUGAAUUCUCCCACAGAUUUCAUGUGCCAGAAAUGAACCUGAGCUCUGGGCAGAUGCGCCCAUGUUAGGGAAAGCGAAAGGUGUGAAAUACUUAGAGUCCUCAGGCAGAGCGGUAGAGAUGGGUGAAUCUGUCAAUUUUGGAUUCUUAUUUUUCCAAUCUUAAGUUUGGUUCUCCACAUCUCUGCCUUAGUUUGCGAAGUCUUCUCAAAAGUCAGUUAGCAGUCUAGUUCACUUUUCUCCAAAAUGACAUCUUUUUGCAAGCCAUUUCCCUAAAGAUAACGUAUUGUUUGCAUGUUUUCAUGAAUAUAUGCAUUUUUAUGCACACAGUCACCUGAUGUAUGCAUCUUUGUAAUAAUAUGUUUUUUAUAUAUACCCUGCUUGGUUUCCCCAGCCACUCUGGGCAGUUUACAGCAUAUAUAAAACAUAGUAAAAUAUCAAACCUUAAAAACACAUUUUGUUGUUGCUGCUCCUGGAGAACCACACUGCAAAAGUUGGAGAAGUGUGAAGGUCAGAGGAUGACUGCGUUUUGGUUCCUAAACUGUUUCAAGAAGUGCAAAUUGCCAAGCCAAAUUUCUUUCUAAUCCAUAUGCCGGGAUUUAGUUGGUUUGCAAUUAAUAAUAAUUUUAAAAAACCUAAACCAAAAUAACCCAAAUUUUCCAUCAGGCGCAGAAAAUUCCACAGCUGGCAUAGAUUUAAGCAAACAUGCAUAUAUUGUACAGUGGUAGCUCGGGUUACAUACGCUUCAGGUUACAGACUCUGCUAACCCAGAAAUAGUGCUUCAGGUUAAGAACUUUGCUUCAGGAGAAGAACAGAAAUCGUGCUCCGGUGGCGUGGCGGCAGCAGGAGGCCCCAUUAGCUUAAGUAGUGCUUCAGGUUAAGAACAGUUUCAGGUUAAGAACGGACCUCCGGAACGAAUUAAGUACUUAACCCGAGGUACCACUGUAUUAUAAAAAAAGCUCUAACUAAAAAAGAAAGAAAGAAAAUAAAUGUUUGGGGGAAGGAGAAAGAAAACCCCACCGCAUUUUUUGCCUUCAUUCCUGUUACUCAUGUAAAAAAACCAACCCACCCAGAUGUUAUACCUUUGCAAGUUGCAGUUGCAGUUUUUAAAGAGAAAAGUAACAGCAUAGUCUUGAGAAUGCCAGACUGCUCUUGGAAGGAAUUGAGACCCAUUGCAUAUUAUCUCAGAGGUAACACGGUGCUUUAAUUACACCAUGCUUUAAUUGCACAUAUGUCUGUGUGCUGCAAGCUUCUCACAGUCGAUUGCCUAUAAUGGCAAUGUCCCAGAAUACUUCAGACCCUACCCUUCCACGUUGCAGUGCUCCUAGACUGCCCUCUGUCUGGUCCUCUCUUGCACAGGGACACCAGAGGGCAUGGUGGCUCCCUGUGGACAUAGCAAACAACCCAGCAAACGGGGAGACUCGAAUGGACCCAUUUCUCCCCUUGGGACUGAGCUGUGCGUUUUCCUUCAGGUACGAAAUCCCAGACACCCAAAUGGCUGAUGAGAAGCAGCUGGAGAUCCUCCAGGAGAAGGCCAAUUUCCGCAACUUCAAGCCGAAACCCUUCAACAUGCGGGAAUUCUCCGACCGAGCCGGCCACGACAUCCAGGAAAUGCUGCUUGCCUGCACGUUCCGUGGGACGCCGUGUGACCCCAGCGACUUCAAAGUGGUGAGUCGCCGUUUCUCGGAUCCAGUCUCUGGAAAGCGAAAGGCUUUGACUGCUGUGAAACUGCUGGUAGACAUGGCUUGGUGCUCGUGUUGGGUGGGGAGGGAAAGUCUGUCCAUGGCAGGUGAGAUGAAACAGAGGCCAAAAUCUGUCAAGAGCAAGAGAGCGUGUAUAUACAACAAGCGUGUUAUCUCUGAUGGGCAGAGGGACACAAACCAUGUACAAAGGACCGAAGUCAGUCAGAGCCUAUAA